GUUCGAAAUGUUAUCUAAUUGUUAUUACCAUUUUACCCUUACUCCGUCGUUUAUCCACUCAGCUUGAACUGCCAAAAAAAAAAAAAGCUGAUGAUGUUUGCACGGUGCUGUCUUCUCCCGCCGCCGUUUAUCUCCGCCGUGAGAACCCGAUGUUUCGCCAGCGAAACUUCCGACACCGGCCUUCUCUUCCGAGAAAAGCUCAUCUACCUCCAGGACCUCAACGUCGACCCUCACAAAGCCCUCCGAGUAAACCCCUCUCUCCGCGCCGCUCCCAUCUCCUCCGUCGUCUCCGUCGAAACCCUCCUCUCCUCAAUCGGUCUCUCGAGACCCGCCGUCGGUCGGAUCCUCGACAUGUUCCCCGAUCUGCUAACCUCAGACCCCGAAUCCGACAUCUUACCGGUGCUUCGCUUCUUAUCCGACGAGAUCUACCUUUCCGACGAAGACAUCCCGAAGUCGAUAACCCGCUGCCCUCGACUCCUCAUCUCCUCCGUCGACUUCCAGCUCCGUCCUGCGUUAGCCUUCCUCAAAACCCUAGGAUUCGUGGGGCGCGACACGGUCACGUCGCGGAACACUGUGCUGCUGGUUUCGAGCGUGGAGCGAACUCUAAUCCCCAAAAUCGAGUUCCUUGAGGAAGGGCUAGGGUUUACGAGGGAUGAGGUGGCGAAGAUGGUGGUGAGGUCUCCGGCGCUGUUGACGUACAGCGUGGAGAACAAUUUGGCUCCGAAAGUCGAGUUCUUUAUGGAGGAGAUGCGUGGAGAUGUCAAGGAGCUGAAGAGGUUUCCUCAGUACUUUUCUUUUAGCUUGGAGAGGAAGAUUAAGCCGAGGCAUAGGUUGCUUAAGGAGCACGGGAUCUUGAUGCCCUUGUCGGAGAUGUUGAAGGUUAGUGAUGGACAGUUUAACCUUUGGCUUGUGGAACUUCGUCUUAGGUCUGUUGAAAGGAGAUUGUAAAAGGUUUCGUCUUUUUGUGUGUAUUGAGCUUGUUUUGUGUUCUCUUUUGCUGAGAAUUUGCACUUUGAGACACUUCAGUUGAGCUUGAAUAGAGUUAGGUAAAUGUUUUGUAAGAUCAUGGAAGUAUGUAUUUGAGGAUUCAAAGUUAUGAGGAAAGUUUCGUUUAA
Messenger RNA from Brassica oleracea var. oleracea, 1115 nucleotides. RefSeq lists its product as uncharacterized. The transcript has a single exon. Bases 91 to 948 code for a protein of 285 amino acids. Lineage: Eukaryota; Viridiplantae; Streptophyta; Magnoliopsida; Brassicales; Brassicaceae. Gene Ontology annotation, molecular function: double-stranded DNA binding. Gene Ontology annotation, biological process: regulation of DNA-templated transcription. The record is from RefSeq and is a predicted model, not a curated record.